Molecule: messenger RNA, 787 nt
Organism: Meloidogyne enterolobii
Lineage: Eukaryota; Metazoa; Nematoda; Chromadorea; Rhabditida; Meloidogynidae
Source: the annotation of a GenBank genome assembly
UUUUAAAAAAAAGGAAAAGAAAAAUGGUUACUACUACAAAUUCAGAAGAAGCAAUAAUUGAAGAAGAAAGAAUAUUAACAGAAUUGGAGAAGAAUGCAAUUUCUAGAAGACAGCAUUUAUUGGAAAUGAGAAAAAGGUUUGUUGGAAGGAAUCAAGGAAAUGGAGACAUUGACGGUGAACAGAAUUGUGGAGAAGAACGUUUUCCAAUUCAAUUUCGAUCAUAUAAACCAGUUAAUGUGCAGCAACAAUCAUCACCAUCAGAACCACCAAGAGAAGAAAUUAAUUUAUUAAAAGAAAAAAUUGAAGGGCAAUUAGAAGCUGGGAAAGAUGCAAAAGUUGGGGAGUCUUUAGAUAUUAAUACUUUGGCUCCAAGAAAAGUGGAUUGGGACUUGAGAAGAGGAAUUAAAGAGAAAUUGGACAAACUUGAUAAAAGAACAAAUAAGGCUAUAAUUCAAUUGAUAAGUUGGUUUUUUUUUGUUUGGGGAUUGUUCUGGAAUAUUUAAGACAUAGGUAUAUACAAACCUUUGGGGGCUGAAAAAUUGGUUAUAAUGCGGUGUUAUUUAAUUGGGAUGUUUUGCUUUUUUGCGGCUCCCUCAUCCAAUGGAUAACCAUAUUUAACAGAAAUUACCUAAAUAGAAGUGUACAAUAUUGGGGGUAUCUUAUAAUGCUUGUUAAAUUGGAUGGUGUUUACUUACUUGUUAGACAACCCCCCCUCCCCCCCCACUCUCCCAAAGUUUGUUUGAUUUCUUCUGGAAUACAUACUUAUAAUUAUGCCAUAUACCUCAAU